Messenger RNA from Microplitis mediator, 3930 nucleotides. RefSeq names its product ras guanine nucleotide exchange factor R-like. The coding region runs from base 14 to 2512 and encodes 832 amino acids. Gene Ontology annotation, molecular function: microtubule binding; ATP binding; microtubule motor activity. Gene Ontology annotation, biological process: microtubule-based movement. NCBI's taxonomy places the organism in Eukaryota, Metazoa, Arthropoda, Insecta, Hymenoptera, Braconidae. The record is from RefSeq and is a predicted model, not a curated record. The transcript is spliced from 3 exons.
UUUGAUUGCAGUCAUGAGUAAAUUAUCAAUCAUUGUCCAGGGAUGGAAGGAUGGCCACCUUAAUCCGGCGAAUGAGUUGAAAGUGACUGAGAAGAGUAUCGAGCUACCACCGUAUCUUGUGAAUGUCGAUCUCUUCUCAGAGUCUUCUGAAACCACUUUCGACUUUAUCAAGAAAAAAAUCGAAGAGAAUCAUCGGCAAGUGAUUGAGCUUCGAAAUAAGCAGCUACCACCCGGGCAACAACAACAACAACAACAACAUCAACAACAACAAAUACAACAACAAAUACAACACCACCAACAACAACAACAAAUACAACAACAACAACAGCAACAACAACAACAACAACAACAACAAAUACAACAACACCAUCAACAACACCAUCAACAACAACAACAACAACAGCAGCAGCAGCAACAACAACAAAAACAAAAACAACAACAAAAACAAAAACAACAAAAACGCCAACAAAAUGACGAUCAGCAAACAUCCAAGCGGCGUAAAAUUCAAUCGUCGAGUCAACCAAUUACUUUUGACGUUCAGUCGGCUGAGGAUCUCCUCAAUCCCAGUACACCCGUAAUAUUCGUCCAUGGUCGUACUGGCAGUGGAAAGACAACCACUUUAUUUGGUGACUCUGAGCGUGGAACGCGAGGAUUAAUUGAACUGUUGUUUGAUGGAGUCGCUGCAGAAGAUCUCGAGUUCAAGGCCGAAGAAUAUUCAAUCAAGGGAUUCCGGGACCUAGUCAGUCCAUCUUCCAAUUCGGUCCAGAGCUUCAUUCUCCUUCAUUCGUUGGAGGUGGCACCAUAUAAAACCAUGAAGAAAGUGCUGGAGAAGCGGCUUACAUGCGACAACGACUUCAUCAAAACAGCAUCUCGAGGGGUCAUAUUUAUAGAGUUUACAAACAUCAAAACAUCGGAGAAACUCUGCGUCAUCGACAUGCCCGGGCUGGAACGGGAUGAAGUGACGGCACAUAAUCCACUAAUUUCACCAUCAAGAACAACAAAGUGGAUUUCAAGGUUGACAUCGGACUUCCGGGAGUUAAUAAAUCCACCACCUGGGACAUAUAUUUCAAAUGAUCUGUGGAAGUCCGUAAGAAAUUCACUUCCGAAGAAGUCCUUGGUGUUUUUAGUGUGCUGUAUCAGGGCUCCAUACAAGAGGAACAACGUGCUUUCGUCGGUGCUGUUUUUACACAGCUUCGAGGACAGGCGAGCACCCAAUUUCGAGUUUGGACUGUCAAGAUCACCGUUGUCAAUACGUCCCGCGGCUCAGCUGACACCGAAUCGUCAAGUGAGUCAACAUUUGUCAGUGCCCGGGAUAACAGUAAAUUCAGCGCCAAGUCACGAGGAGUCAGCGCUAGUGAAACAACUACGAGCAGAGCUGGAGGCUGAGAAGGAGAAGUCCUCUCAGUUUAAAUCGCAAUUCUUAGAAGUUCAAGGCAAGCUAGAUUAUGUUUUAAAAAUCCAUCAGCGACUCCAUGCCGCUUACGACAAACAAAAGGAGGAGACCAAACGCAUUCUAGGAAACCUUAGGGGGGCGUAUUUUGACAUCCACAACCUGGAAGUCAAAUUAGCCGAGCUUCAGAAGCAAUCGUCACCAGCGGCUCAACCACCACCAGCGACCAGUUCAUCAUCAUCAUCACCAAGAAGAAAUCGAUCGGCAUCACCAGCGAGGAGUCCAUCAACAUCAGCAGGGAGGGAUCAAUCAGCCAUUCGACCACCAACACCAGCGACCAGUUCAUCAUCAUCAUCACCAAGAAGAAAUCGAUCGGCAUCACCAGCGAGGAGUCCAUCAACAUCAGCAGGGAGGGAUCAAACAGCCAAUCGACCACCAACACCAGCAUCUCAACCACUAUCACCACCAGCGAAUCAACCAUCACCACCAGGAAAUCAACCACCAUCACCAGCGACCAGUUCAUCAUCAUCAUCACCACGAAGAAAUCGAUCGGCAUCACCAGCGAGGAGUCCAUCAACAUCAGCAGGGAGGGAUCAAACAGCGUCACCAAUGAGUUCAUCACCGGCCAUUCUACCAUCGCCUCCGGUUCGAAGGAUACUGAGGACCAGAAAAAGAUUGUCAGACAGGGUCCUCCACCAAUUUCCGGAGGAAAGAAAAAAAGACUUACAAAAGCCCUUGCCCAUCCCUGAGGGCAGUGAUAUGAAAAAGGCCUUAUUGGAAAAACUCAAGCUGCCCAAUAAUUACAGAGUGCCUAUCAAUGACACAGUGUCUUUGAAACCCGACCAACCAGAGGUUUUCAAGAACGUAGAGUGGUCGGAGUACAUCCAACAUUCCAUCGUGGGUGCACGUUCUAAAUUCAAAUGCAGGAAAUGUGGUUUGAUUUCUGAAAGGUCCUAUGCAGUCCAACAUGCAUGGCUAGUGGAAAUGAAUAAUCAUCUGGCAUGUGAUGAUCCGGAGUGUGACUUGCUCUUCAAAUCCCCGCAGCUAUUGCAAGAUCACAUGGAGGCGGCACAUAAAAUAAUGAGACCUCCUCGUAAGACGCGCAAGAGGAAGAGGAAGUGAUGCGGUGUGGUGGUGCAAUUCACCAGCAAUUCUGGAGGAGCUGGUGAAUUUUUGGGAGGGGUUGGUUUUAGUCAGUAAGAGUCUGACACUACCAACCAGUGCAGACAAAUCAUGAGAUAAGGUGGUGUCCAUGAGGAUUUCCAACGCCUCCCACCCAAAAAAAAAAAGAAAAAAAAAAAAAAAAAAAAACAAAAGGUAAGAAUCAUUCUGAUCUUUUCAUGGUUUUUAUGGUUUUUUUAUUUUUUCAGUGAAUCAAGGGUCAGCUUAAGUUAUAGAAUUCUACCAGCGUAUUUCAUGGAAACUGUCAGAUGAGAAACAAACACCAAGUUGCAAACUUUCUUGGAGAACUGGGUCCGAAAGCUACAUAAUAGAAUAGUCAAAAUAUACAAUAAAAAUAAAAUAAAUGUAAUGGUUCAGGAGCAAUAAUUAUAACAAUCAUAAUGACGGGCAAUUGAGAUGAGUAUUCUAGAAUUUCCCUAUUUUCUAAUCUACAAUGACCAAAGAAAGAUCGUGAUUAUAAAUAAUAUAUUGAAUGUAAUGAUACACAAUAAUCAAAAAAAAAAAUUAUCAUCAAUUAUCAAUUAAAAAAAUUAUUAGAUGUUGGCUAAAUUCCGUAUCAAUUAUUUUAAUUCAUUUAUUGAUUUAUUUUAAAUUUAUAAAAUGUCUCAUGUCUGCUUUUUUUCAGAUAUAAGAAAUAUUACUAUCGAGAUGGUAACUAUUACUAUCGGCAAUAGUAAAUACUAUACAAGAAACGAAUAGUUAACAUAAAAGUAUGAUAAUGAUUAUCACAUGCAGAAGGUAAUCAUUCCCUAUUACAAGCUGGUGAUGGUUAGCAUUUUUUUCAGCGUGCAGUUAACUUCAAAUUUAAUUAAACAAUUUUUUUUUAAAUUUAAAAGUUGUCUGAUUUUAAAAUCAAAACAAUCUGGCGGUAAAGAAAAAUUUUUUACUUUUUAUAAAAUUUACUUCAAUUGGCGAGCCCUACAAAUUACUUCGUUUAAAAUUAUUUUUAAUUUACUUUUAGCUAGCUCUCAUGUCAAGUUUUUUGAGAAAAUAUUUUUACCAUGACAUAAAUCGGCCAGCUGUUGAAUUGCUGUCUUAUAAAUAUCGCAAAAUCAAGUGUACUAUCGAAUACCCAACUGCCAGUUUCCUACCAGCCCCCGUAUAUUUAAUUAAUAAAUUCAUUUUACUACUGAUCAUUAAUAAUUUUCUUGUUAUUAUAAAUUAAAUUAAAAAACUUUUUAAGGGAUCUGUAUUAAUAAAAAAAAAAUUUAUUAGUACCUAUAUUGUACAUUAAGUUGUUUUUCUGGAACAACUUUACUGAUUCCAUACAUUCCAGCAAGUAAUCGUCCAUGAGGAAUGGAAAAUGGUUCUUUUGGUACAAGGUAAGGUCCUUUUUCCCCCAUAUAAACAUAUCUAAU